Molecule: messenger RNA, 1446 nt
Organism: Purpureocillium lilacinum
Lineage: Eukaryota; Fungi; Ascomycota; Sordariomycetes; Hypocreales; Ophiocordycipitaceae
Product: ribosomal RNA processing protein
Molecular function (GO): ATP binding; RNA helicase activity; nucleic acid binding
Source: RefSeq, a predicted model, not a curated record
AUGAGCGAAGUAAAACGGCGCAAGGUCGCGCACGAUGCGCCUGCCGCCCCGAAGAAGUCCAAAAAGGACAAGGCCCCCGAUCGAGCCGCGCCCGCCGCAUCUCCCGAGUCGACUGAAGAGUCGGCGACCGUCGAUGGCGUCCCCGUCGAGGAAAAGGACGAGACGCCCAAGACGUUCAAAGAAUUGGGCAUCGUAGAUGCGCUGUGCGAGGCCUGCGAGGCCCUCAACUACAAGUUCCCGACGCCGAUCCAGGCCAAGUCGAUCCCCGUCGCCCUCGAGGGCCGCGACAUCAUCGGCCUCGCCGAGACGGGCAGCGGAAAGACGGCCGCGUUCGCCCUUCCCAUGCUGCAGGCUCUGCUCGACAAGCCGCAGCCGCUGUUUGGCCUCGUCCUGGCCCCGACCCGCGAACUGGCGGCGCAGAUCGGGCAAGCCUUUGAGGCGCUUGGCUCCAUGAUUUCGCUCCGCUGCGCCGUCAUCGUCGGCGGCCUCGACAUGGUGCCCCAGGCCAUCGCCCUCGGCAAAAAGCCGCACGUCAUCGUCGCCACCCCCGGCCGCUUGGUGGACCACCUGGAAAAGACAAAGGGCUUCUCCCUGCGCACGCUCAAGUACCUGGUCAUGGACGAGGCUGAUCGCCUCCUCGACAUGGACUUUGGCCCCAGCAUUGACAAGCUGCUCAAGUUCAUCCCGCGCGAGCGCCGCACCUUCUUGUUCUCCGCCACCAUGAGCUCCAAGGUCGAAAGCCUGCAGCGCGCCAGUCUGCGAGACCCCGUCAAGGUCAGCAUCAGCUCCAACAAGUACCAGACCGUCUCGACGCUCCUGCAGCACUACAUCUUCAUCCCCCAGGUCCGCAAGGACACGUACCUCAUCUACCUGGUCAACGAGUUCGCCGGCAAGUCGACCAUCAUCUUUUCUCGCACCGUCUUCGAGACGCAGCGCGUCGCCAUCCUGCUGCGGACGCUGGGCUUCGGCGCCAUCCCGCUGCACGGCCAGCUGUCGCAGUCGGCCCGCCUCGGCGCCCUCAACAAGUUCCGCGCCGGCACCCGCGACAUCCUCGUCGCCACCGACGUCGCCGCCCGCGGUCUCGAUAUCCCUAAGGUCGACGUGGUCCUCAACUACGAUCUGCCCGCCGACUCCAAGACGUACAUCCACCGCGUCGGCCGAACCGCUCGUGCCGGCAAGUCGGGUAUUGCCCUGAGCCUCGUCACCCAGUACGACCUCGAGCUGUACCAGCGGAUCGAGGCCGCCAUGGGCAAGAAGCUAGAGGCGUACCCGACGGAGAAGGAGGAGGUCAUGGCGUUCCAGGGCCGCGUCGAGGAGGCGCAGCGGCACGCUAGGGUCGAGAUGAAGGCCAUUACCGAGGCGCGCAACAACCGGGGCCAAGGAGGAGGGCGUGGAAAGGAGCGCGGCAAGAGGCGGAGGGACGACAUGGACAAGGAGGACGGCUAA